Daldinia caldariorum is the source of this 234-nucleotide messenger RNA. RefSeq lists its product as uncharacterized. NCBI's taxonomy places the organism in Eukaryota, Fungi, Ascomycota, Sordariomycetes, Xylariales, Hypoxylaceae. The record is from RefSeq and is a predicted model, not a curated record. The coding region runs from base 1 to 234 and encodes 77 amino acids. The transcript is spliced from 2 exons.
AUGAGCCAAAGUCAAGACAAAUCCGUCCUCGACGUCGAGAAGGCCCAGCCCGCUUCCUCGUCCGACACAGCCUCGGUAUUCUCGACGAGUUCGUUCGGCAGCGCCAAGGCCUUGCUCAAGAAGCACAUCCCGGGCAAGUCCAGCAAGCCCGAUAGCUCCAGCACCGGCACCGGCUCCACCAUUGCUAUGACUACUGUUCAUACCUCCGCGGACAAAUGGGGAAGACGAAGAUAG